AUGAGGAAUUUCAAGCCUUAUAAUCAGCAAAAAAGUGGUGUAUAUUCACGGAAAAGUACGUCUUCUAAUCAUAAUGAUGGACGCGAAUGUAGUGCUAUCAUUAAUUAUGUUACACUUGCCCCUUAA
Messenger RNA from Ambispora gerdemannii, 126 nucleotides. NCBI's taxonomy places the organism in Eukaryota, Fungi, Glomeromycota, Glomeromycetes, Archaeosporales, Ambisporaceae. The record is from the annotation of a GenBank genome assembly.